AGGAUUUCUCGGCUGCACAGGAACAUGGCGGCCUCCACGGGAGCAACACUUCUACAGCGGAGAACGCGUGCAGCAGUCCGGAUAUUCUGCCGAUACCGCUACAAAAAGAAAUGGGCCACUAGUUUUGUGGGCCCCUCGCCCCCGCGCCUCGCUCUGCAGUAUUUCGAUAUGACGUACAGUGCGCAGUUUGGUGACCUGUGGCCCUCGGUGCGGAUCGGCCUCCUGUCGGAGCAGAAAUAUGGCGCCCUCAUCAAUAACUUCUCCAGCGAGGAGCGUGUGACCCGCGACCUGCGCUCUAUGGGCACCAGCGACUUCCUGCACGAGACGCCGCACACCUCAGACCUCUCAUGUUACACCUUCCCCCGCGGGGACAUCACCCGCUUCCCACCAGCCAGAUCCGGCGCCCGGGGCCUCCUGGAGUAUUACCUGCUGGAUGCCGCCUCGCUCCUCCCUGUGCUCGCCCUCAGCGUCCGACCGGAACACCGCGUCCUGGACCUGUGCGCCGCCCCAGGGGGCAAGACCCUGGCGCUGCUGAUGGAGAGCUGCAGAUACCUGGCAGCCAAUGACGCCUCGCUCUCCCGCUGCAGACGCCUGCGCCGUGUCCUGCUGUCCUACAUUCCUCAGGAGCUGCGCUCAGAGGAGCGGCUGCGAGUCACAUCGGAGGACGGCACAGAGUGGCCGGAGGACGGCGUGUACGACAGGGUUCUGGUGGACGCUCCCUGCACUGCAGACCGUCACUCCCUCCUGGAGGAGGAGAACAACAUCUUCAAUCGCAUGAGGAUGAAGGAACGCCAGGUGUUACCCCUGCUGCAGACCCAGCUCCUGCUUUCUGGGCUACGGGCGGUGGUGCCAGGAGGCGACGUGGUCUACUCCACCUGCACCUUGUCGACUCUGCAGAACGAGUGUGUAGUGGAGAGAGCGCUGGGACUGGCUGCGUCUGAGUACGGCGUCCAUACUGAGGUCCAGGAGCUGUGCAGCUUCCGGGAGAUUUUCAAGAAAACAUUUGACUUUCAGACGGACUGUCGCCUAGGAGAACUGGUGCUGCCGAACCUCACUGCCAACUACGGCCCCCUGUAUCUGUGCAAGCUGCGGCGACUGCGCUGACAACCCCAUAUUAUGUAUCUCACCCAUUAUAAUAGAGAUCAUGUGACCACA
Molecule: messenger RNA, 1155 nt
Organism: Bufo bufo (common toad)
Lineage: Eukaryota; Metazoa; Chordata; Amphibia; Anura; Bufonidae
Gene: NSUN4
Product: NOP2/Sun RNA methyltransferase 4
Exons: 6
Coding region: 25-1104 (359 amino acids)
Biological process (GO): rRNA methylation
Cellular component (GO): mitochondrial large ribosomal subunit
Molecular function (GO): methyltransferase activity
Source: RefSeq, a predicted model, not a curated record